AUGGCGAGGGCCGGCUAUGCACUUCUAUGGGCAACGUCCAUCACCUUCUUUCUCACAAGCUUAAUUUUAGCCAUUCUAACUGGCUUAUUUGCUCAUAAGUACCAUGCAUUGCUCGAUAAGCCGGAAGAGUUUUAUCCCGGACUGUUUUACGCAAUAAAUACAACGUGGGACUCACAUAGAAUCUUUCACGACCCUGUCAACGUUUCUCUCAAAUACAGUGAACCUGACUUGAGUGUUUUGAUUUCUAUUGAGGCCCCGUUUGCAAACAAAGCAGGAGCUCCUAACUCACCAGCAGGAGUUGUGCUAGAUCUCUCAAAUUUCGAAAAUAUCGCGGUGUUCCUAGCCAAUGAUGAAAAGAAGUACAUCGAAGUUGAAUUGGGUCCUUCUAAUCAUUGGCACUGCAGCUUAUAUGAUGGACAACAGAAUAUGUUUGAUUCAGGUGAGCAAUUACAAUUAAGCGUUUGGAACCAAAUAUCCAGUGAUGGGUUGAUAUGGACUAGUCAGGCUAUGCUACCAUUGGCUUUUCUUCCUGCAAACAUUUCAAGCAUUAAUGCGUAUCGUACAUAUUCCAACGGCUCCACAUUGCUCUUCGAAGCGAUGAGUCCAGUGCCACCCGAUAUGUAUGAGAAACCCAAUUUUCAUCUUUUGCAAUACUUUGUACAGUUCAAUACAACAGCUUUAUUUCCAAGUUCAGUUGAUAUACAUCAUCCAUAUAGGGACAUAAGAUAUAAGGAUAUAUGGGCAGACCAUGAUUAA
Auanema sp. JU1783 is the source of this 756-nucleotide messenger RNA. Lineage: Eukaryota; Metazoa; Nematoda; Chromadorea; Rhabditida; Rhabditidae. The record is from the annotation of a GenBank genome assembly.